AUGUCUGCAACUGCAGCAACCAACCAGCAAGAGCUGGAGAAGGACGUGGGCCCCUCUCACUCUCCCCAGAAUGCUCUGGGGAACGGCGGCGUGCCAAUGCAACCCCAGAUGUCCGCCGAAGAGCACCAGGUAGCACGCGCCGCCGCGCGCUUCGGCUACGGACCUCUCGCCCACGUCAACCAGAAUGAGGCAUCCCUACCUCCUUUCGGUGGUGAAUUCCAGCCCGGUCUGUACAAGUCCGUCGAGGGCCGCAAGUUCGCCAAUCCGGCUCCCCUCGGCCUGUGUGCUUUCGCCCUCACCACUUUCGUCCUGAGCGCCAUCAACAUGGGUACCCUGGAUAUCGGCAGCCCCAAUAUUGUUGUCGGCCUCGCUUUUGGCUACGGUGGUCUCGUCCAGCUGCUUUCCGGCAUGUGGGAAAUGGCUGUUGGUAACACUUUUGGUGCUACUGCUCUCUCCUCCUACGGUGGUUUCUGGAUCGCGUUCGCUAUGGUUUUGACCCCUGGUGGGUUCGAGAUCGAGGCUGCGCUCGGCGGAGGAGGCCCGAAAUUCUAUGACUCCAUGGGUCUUUUCCUGAUGGGUUGGUUCAUCUUCACCACCAUCAUGCUGUUCUGCACCCUCAAGUCUACCGUCGCUUUCUUCCUGCUGUUCUUCACACUGGACCUGACCUUCCUCCUCCUUGGUAUCUGCUACCUGCACCGCGGUGAUGAUGGCAAGCCCAACGUCCCCAUCCAGAAAGCCGGUGGAUUCUUUGGUUUCCUGGCCGCUUUCUCUGCUUGGUACAAUGCCCUCGCUGGUAUUGCCGACACUAGCAACAGCUUCUUCAUCAUUCCCGUCGCCCACUUCCCUUGGUCCCCCACUGGUCGUGUUCGCCGUGGCAAGACUGAACGUGAGCUUGCAUAA
Penicillium coprophilum is the source of this 900-nucleotide messenger RNA. RefSeq names its product acetate uptake transporter family protein. Lineage: Eukaryota; Fungi; Ascomycota; Eurotiomycetes; Eurotiales; Aspergillaceae. The transcript is spliced from 3 exons. The record is from RefSeq and is a predicted model, not a curated record. Bases 1 to 900 code for a protein of 299 amino acids. Gene Ontology annotation, molecular function: acetate transmembrane transporter activity. Gene Ontology annotation, cellular component: plasma membrane.